This is a messenger RNA of Pocillopora meandrina, 14250 nucleotides long. The record is from the annotation of a GenBank genome assembly. Lineage: Eukaryota; Metazoa; Cnidaria; Anthozoa; Scleractinia; Pocilloporidae.
AUGCCUUUGGCUUGGCCUCCAUAUAUGGUAACUCUUCUGCAUACAUUAUCGUAUGAUUCUCUCGUAAACAUGGCUGAAACAGCGGAAGACCACCGAACGUCUUCGGAAAAUGAGGUAAGGCUGCCGAUCCUUUCCUUUACAAUUGCUUAAUUCCUACCGAUUUUACUUUGGUAAUUUGGCUUGGAUUUUAACGGGCUCGGAUUUACUUUUCAUGAAAGCGCGUUUGUUUAUAGUGCGAAAUGACAUGAAAAAUUCAUCACUCAGUCUGAAAGAACGCAGUACGCGCCAAAUUUUUGCGAUUUUUGCGGCAUCUGAAGACUGCGAUUUAUUCUAUUCCAAUGCGAUUUUAUUUUCAUUGAAAUGGUUUGUUGUUCCAAUAGCAUUCCAUAUAGUUUCAUGUGAUAAAAGUGUUUGUAUAGAAAGAUUUGUUUUCAUGUAUAAGUAUUGCACCAAAGACUUUACAAAUCAUUGUGAGGCAUGUACGCUUGUUUGAAGGGAUGAAAUUAGUUUGGAAGUUAAGUCUAUGAGAAUCCUCUUCAUCUGAAAGUGGUUUAUUGCUUUAUUUCAGGUACAAAAAAUAAAUUUACCCUCCGGUUUAUAAAACUAUGUAAACGUACACGAAAAAACCAUGGCGCUGUUGGGAGUCACUUGUAUCAAAGCAUCCUAUGUUGCUACUUAUUGUUCAACAAGACGCCUUGCUGAACGCCAAAUCGUGCCCUUAAUGUUUUAAUAAAGUUGAAAAGAGAUACAGUUUUUGACAUCUUUAUUUACAAACACUUAUUAGCUUGCGACAAAACACAGUUUGUUCCACUUUAUGCUCGACUCUAAAUCAAAAUUUAAUUCACAAUAUUUUAAUGAUGUCGGCGAUUUUAUCGUUUAUGAAGUGUAUUUGAUGUCGGUUUUCAUUACCCAUGUAAACUCCUUAAAGGUUGUUGAUUAAAAGCUUUAGAUAAGCUGAGGAAAUCUAUCGGAAUAAGCGUUAAGAAUUCUCACUUCAAAUCGUGUGUCGCAAAACGUGUGUCGUACGUAAUCGCAAAACUAAGCCUUUUAAUUUUCAAGACAUUUGAAUUCACGACAAAAUAACCUAAAAUUUUUCAAUUCUAUUAAGGUAGAUUUAUAACUUAUUUCUUGUUAAAUAAUGCAUUACAUUUUCUUUUACUCACCUAUCUUUAGGACUAUUGUAGAAUGAGAAUUUUAAACAAAUAUAUGCCAUCAUGUACUCUUGGGAUAUUAUUAUUUUCAUUAUGAAAAUAUAUUGCAGACAGCUCUGUAGACCCUUUGUAAACAAAAAAAGUGUUAAUUGAGUUUGGUUGAUUUCCUCUGUUUUAUACAAUUCACGAGUUACAUUUUUUGUCUAAGAAACCCACAUGCCCAAAAAAUGAAUGUGUAGCUUCAUGUCGUUACUUGAAUUCAUUUUGUUCACAGACAUCAGGAGUGACAGGUUCUGCAGAAUCUAUAGAUUUAUCUUGUAUCCACGUAAGUACAACUAAUGUUGGAGGCUUUAAUGACAGUUUGUACCUGAAAUAUAUUAACGAAAAGCAAUUAUGAUAGAUUUUACAAGAUCAUGUUAAGCCCAUAUAGUCCUUUAGUGAGCUACAAGGCUGCUUCAGAAUUAUUUCAUGAUCAAGUGAUAAUGCAAUGGUAAAUGGCAAAAAAGAAAGCAAGUGAUAAUCAGAUUUUUUUCUCUUUCAGUGGGGGUACCUAAACUGUACACUAUUAAAAGAUCCAAAGAAGAUUAAGGUGGGAAUUUGCAUUUAUACAAAUGAAAUAUUCCGAUGUUUGGGAAAUUCCAUAUAAGAUUAGUCACAAGGGGGAUCUUAUAAUUCACACUGUAUGUAGUAGACUAAUGGUUGACUAAUUCACCCCAUCAUGCACUUUAUAACAGCUGAAAAUAGUGUAUUGUGUUCACGGGCAAACAUCCUUUAGUGCUGACUUCUCAAACUAUGUAAAAUUCCUUUAUUUUGGCCAGGAUAAUAUUUGGCAGACAUUUUGGGUUGAUCUCUGUGGAUCUACACUCAGGCUUUAUAAGGUAAAAUUUACUUGCAAAUUAUGAUUCAUGUUCUUUACUGAUUGAUUUCUUUUCAUCAUUAAUGUUCCUAUUACUUUUUUAAAAGGAUUUAUCUCUACCACAAAAUUCUGCCAAUCAACUGCCUCCUUCAAGUCUCAGUGUGCCCUCUAAUGAGGUUAUUAUAUAACUGUUGUCUGAACUUCUACACUUGAUUUUUUCUGCAUCUGUCUUUUAUACUAUGUUUUAACUGGUAUUGUAUUAGUGAAAUAACUCGUAUGGCCAAAUAUACUUGUAGAAUGAAAAGAAAGAAGCUUUUAUUGUCUUGAAGAAGGGGACAAAAGUUCAAAUUUUAGAACCAGGAUUUGAGGUGAGUCGCUCAGCUGAAAGUUAAUCCACAUAUGUGUACAUGGGUAUGCAUUCCUAUGUCUUCGUUCAAACUUCUUCUUGGUUACAUAAUUUUCAAAACAGUUUAAUCUGUAUUUUGUUUAGUCUUUUAAUUUUUAAUUUAAUUUUUCAAGCUAAGAAAGAAAUUGAACCACAGCGCGCACACACACACACACACACACACACACAAUAUUAUUCUUUUAUGUUAUCAUCAACUAAUUAGCUGUAACUUUAUAACUUAUUCUUUCUGGAGCCUUUUUUUAUGCACUAAUGUUUUAUAAAAUUUAUUUUAAGUAAUGAAUUAUAUUCUUUAUUGUUCCAGUCACACAAGUCUCAAAAGAGGAAAUUCACAGUGAACAGAAAACAUGUGUUCAAGGUUUCUUUUACCAGUGGAGGCACAAACUCACCAUCCUACCUGUUUCAGGCUCCAUCCAAAGGAAGCAUGUAUAGAUGGUAGGGUUAAAAAAACUUUUUUUCUCUGAGUGAGUUUCCUUACUAUAUUAUAUAAGAUAUCAACCUUUCCACCCUAACAUCAGCAUGUAUAUUCUCUAUACUGUACUUAAUACAUUUCCCAAGGUGCUGACAAGGAGAAUUUGUUUAAAAAUCAAGAGUUUCUUUAGGGCCUAUUUUCAUGGAGGUGGGGGACCCCAGAUAGAUAAGGUAACCUACCUUGAUGGGGUAACCUGCCUGUCCAUAAAAUCUUGUAUUUUAUCUUCAUCACAUUUACAUGAUAGGUGGGGUGACCUGCCUAGGCAGCAUACAUGGUCAGCCAAGUAGGGUAACCUUGUCAGUGGGGAUGACAAUUUUCCAUGUAAAUGUCCUCUUUGCAAUGAAACCUCAACAGUAAUUCAAGGCACAGUUUUACUUUGAACUUAACAUGACAUUCACAUGUUACGCUGAAGUUAAGGUGUUGUACUGUCAGAAACAGUUUACGCAUCCAGCUAUCGGUGGAAAUCUUUGAGGAAAAUAAAUUACUUUUUAUCAACAGUGUUUUACCACAUGUCACCAUAGUGCCAUCUUACCUCUCUAAUUAUAAGCAUAACAACAACCUCAAGAAACUUCUUUAUGGCAUCCCUGGGUAGUUAGAUUGUAUGCAAAUGCAGGCUAUUUUUCUACCACAGCUAGGCACAUUACCUCUAUUACCUGGGGUCCCCCACCUUCAUGCAAACAGGCCCUCAAUUGUUAAUCAUUUCCACUAUUCUAGGGACCUUGAUGCGUGACUCUGAAAAAUUGGAUGCUGGUUACUCUUAGGGGUUCAAAUGGGUUAAUAAAAAAAGAUACCACAACAGAUAAAAUUCACUUUAGGUUUGGAUGAUACUGUAUUUUAGCUUUGAUGGUGGCAUUGUAUGUUAUAUAAUUACCCAUGCAUUUGUUUUUAACAGGAUUAGCAAAAUUGAAGAAGCAAUUGAUAUGUCUGACAAACCACAGGUAAUUUGAUUUGUAUUUACUUGCCAGUUUUUUAGUCUGUGUUAUUACCAGGACCAAUUUGUACUUUGUGUGUAAAAAAACCUGUAUUUGCAACAAUCAAUGGUUGACAGGUACAUACUGUAUCAUUCUGCAAUUUAAAAUGGUAAUCUGUAUUUUGUUUUAUUUCUCUCUUCCAUUUUUGCAUGGAUUGAUGACAUGUGACUCAGAAUGAAUCCACAACAGGUAUUUCUUUCAAACUCUGUGUUUUUUUUUUAAAUAAAGAGCAUUUUCUUCCUCCACCCUCUGUCUGUAUUUUUGUCUUGUUCUUUAAGAUGAUAUCCAUGCUUAUAUCCCUUAUGUGGUAAAAUGGUGUAGUAGUGGAAUGGUUAAAAAUGAAUCUUGGCAAACUGUUAAAAAACCUGACCAAAUGGUGGGGGGUCUUUUGCAAUAGACCAGCAUCCCAUGAAGGGAGGGGGGGAGGGGGAGAAAGAGGAAGAGCUUAAUUACUACAAGAACUGUGAUGAGCUCUAACCUGAUGUACCAAUCAGUUUUUCAAACUAACUUUGCCUUAUUUUGUUCCUACAUGAAUGAUUCACGUAUCCACCAAAUAACUGGGAAAAAAUUAAAUUGAUUUGUUUUCCUGUCUGAAAGGUUAACAUUAUGUUAAUUUUCUGUGCUUUGUUCUCUAUAGGAAAAGUGAGGAGUUAAAUCAGUAAUUUAAUUUUGAUUCAUAAAAAAGUGUAUAAUUGUGAGAAUUUCAUCACUGAAGAGUCUUUUAAUGUGAAGGGAUGUAACCUGUAAUGUCUAAAUCAAACGUUCUGCUACAUCUGACUUUUAAUUCUUUAAAUUUCUGAUCAUUUUAUCAGAUUCAUUUUAUAAGAUUCAUAAUAAUCAUGGUAAUCUUCAGUAUUAUGAAUUGUUGAAUGAUUUUUCUAAGUUAUAAACCAGUGUUUUUCUAAUAAGAGUAGCUAAUGUUUUAAUGGAGCUUUGAUUGUUCAUUUCUGUUUAUAGUUGUUUCAGCUGUAACUUCAGCGCUAACAUAUUUGAGGGGCUUUUCAUUUCGUAAGUUUAUUUAAUAAAUCAGUGGAAAUCUCUGACAUAUUAUGCAUGAAGCUGGCAUGCACUGUGUGCAGGGAAUGCCUUUGCUUCUCUGUAUGAAAAAGUUUUGUCAGACCUGGUGAAGGACAAGGUUGAGGUAACAUUUCAAUGUUAGUCAGACCAUACUGCCAAGAUACUUGAAAAGUACAAUUUACUGUGAUCUACUCUUGAAACCUGUCUGAAAGAGGAGAAACUUUAAUGUUUCUUUCAAUACUUUAUGUUCACCCUUUCACUCCCAAGAUCUUGUUAGUAAUUCUCGUCACUGUCUGCCUUACAAUUCUCAUGAUGUUAGUGUUGAGAAUUUAGUAUUGGAUCCACAAAUGUCCACUUGAUAUUGUAUUGAUAUUGUAAGGAGAAAUUCUGUCUUGGUCACUCAUGGGAGUUAAAGUGUUAACAUCCCUGUUAAGCCCAAAUUAUUCUAUUUCAGUCUCCCAUUCAUAAUUACUAAUUCUUUUUUCUUGAAAGAAUGAAAUGAAAACACACUCCUAUCUUAGCAGUAGCGAUAACAUUGAAAUGUUAUCUGAUGAUGUUAAGAUUUGUUCAGAAACAUCAGAAGCAAGUCCACAGUUAGAUAUAAUAUGUAACAAUUCUGUAAUAAACCAGAAUAUUACAUGUAAUUUGCACACUAAACUUUGGAAAUCAGUACUUAAUGACUCAACAUGUCCAUUGAGUUGUAACCAGGUGCACUAAAUUAAAGUUUACACACACUUGCAAGCUAACUUGAAUUUAGAACAUUAACAAAUAAACUCUUUCUUUAAGAUGUGAACUCGUUCAUGAAAAAUACAUUAACCAAGCACCAGCAAUUUUGAGCACUUCCACCAUUCAUGAACUAAAUCUAAUUUAUUUUAUGUUUAAUUUUUCAAGUGGCGUUGUUGCUCGAUAUAUUUUUUUUGUGUACUUUCGUACUUGGAAUUGCCGCUGAUAUGCAACUUACAAGAAACAAUCCAUCUCCAUUUUCUCGCUUGCUCCAAACCGUUGCAUGCAAGAACAGCAAGAACAGCUUUUAUGUCACUUACAACUACUGAGGUUAUUUUAUUGUGCUUAAUUUUUCUAUGUCGCACUCUCUCACGUCACAGACAAGAGACUCAAAGAAGCUAAACUUCGUUCAAUGGAGCAACACAGAUUCCGUAUGGCCCCGGAGAUGUAAGUACAACGCAAAAGCGGUUUGCGAUUAGAGAUUUGCUUAACUGACAAAAGUAAGCACUGUAUUCAGUGAACUCUUGCCUCAAAUAAGAAAUUUUUUUUAACGCAAAAAAAGUGAGAUAAACUUACCGUUUUAGUAUUCUGUAGUUUGUGUUGUGGCGGCCAUUUUUGAACCGGGUAGGCGUGUGAGAUCUGAAACGGGUAACACGUGGAUGUGAUGGAGAGAAAUCUUCGGAAGCUGUCGGAGCUCUAAGGAACGAGGCAAAUAACGAGCGUAUUUCCAUUUUUAGUAGCUCCGAGAGUGUUCCGAAGAUUUAAGGCGAAUCGGAAUAUCAAAUUUGAAAAUCGUAUUUGCUUGCGUUUUAGGAGAAUCCCUGAUAGAGAUGACAUUGAUUCUGGCAUGGAAGGUAAAAUACUUUCUACCUACUGUGUUUAUUAGUGAUUGGAUGUUCUUAGGACAGGAGCAGAGUUAGCGGCGGGGAGGGGGGGGAGUGAGGCCGAGCAACAUAGCGACACUCCUUUGGCGAUCCUUGCUGUUGUUAGGAAACUGGAGAUUUCAAAAUAUUGGGUCGGCAAAUCACGUUGAUAAUGGUUUCCACCCCAUGUUCGGCGUUAACAGAGCUUUUCUCGUUGAAGGAUCUGUUGAUAUCAUUUCAGUUUUGGAAAAUAGAAUUUUGUUUUUGGCUUUUUGAAGGUGACGUAGAAGAAGUUUAUGAAACCUCCAAGAAACUUGUGGACAAUCCUCGGCUUGAGCUAAUGAAGGUAAGCUCACAUACAAAACAUUUUACUCAAUUCUUGCUAUUAUUUUGAACAUGAGCGAAAUUUAAAAACAUGUACAUCUUAUUUUCAAAUCUGCUCAUGUAACAAUCCACUUUUACCUUCAUCGACAUGACAGAGCGCUUUUCGAUUGAGUGUAGUAAAACCAAAACGACCAAUCAGAAAAAAGGAAAAUAUCUUCGAGAACCAAUGAUACUCUAAGUGAAAACAAUCGAAUUACCCAAAGCGCGGGAAAACUCGGGCCACUGACUGAUCGGUUUUAGUUUUGCAUCUGAUUGGUUGAGAAAACAGCGCAAAUUUUCUGGACCGAUCACACUGCGAGGUUAGGUGCAUACAAUCUCGGAUUACUUUCGACACUUAAUUGAAAAAUGCUGUACGUGGUCAAUUGCUUUACCUGGUGAGAAAACUAGUGCUUGGUCCUGUUUUUGUGAAAUAUUGUAACUGAUAAACCAUUCACUGUUGUGCUUGUUUCUCCUGUUUUUGUAGAAGCAACUGCAUGACUUAGAAGAACUUGUUCAACAACUGGAGAAAGAAGAGGAGGCUUUCUUGGGAGGAAGUCUUUCACACCGUAAGUUGGAAACCUCGGAUACAGUUGUAUGAAUUUUGUUUAAGUUUUGUUUGGCUCAGUGCAUUAUAAUCUUGAUCCUGAUUAGCUGUUGUAGUAAUUUUGGUUUGGUUUUACAAUACUCAAUGCAAAAGCACUCGAAGGGAACUAUAGUCAUAUUUUUAUUUUUUAUGUUUUCAGUGACGAGGAGAUGCGAGUUUCAUUCAACGACAACCAAGGAUUAUUUUCUGAUACCAGGCCACUCUCGGACACUGAUUCCCAAAGGAACAGAACUUACAGUACUGGGACAACUUCCAAACAAUCGCUGGAGAUGUUGUGUGGAGCUUCCACGAAGUAAGUCAGCGGGACUUGCAAACGGACAACACUUGGAAUCAUCUUCGGAAGUCGAGAGUAUUUCUUCAUUUGAUACCGCCGACGACGAAAAUGUUACGAACACUAAGCCGAACACGGACAUUUUAAUCGGAAGCGUUCCGAACAGUCUACUCAACGAUUUAAGCAAUCUGAUUUCGUGUAAACUAAAAUGCGAAGACGGGACACCUGUAGCUUCCCCAGGGGUUACCCCUCAAUUAUCCCCCUUCCCAUCCCCACCUCACUCCCCUUAUUCCCCGCAUAAGAACAAUCGGGACUCGUCUCCAGGUAAGCGAAGUUCCUUACGCAGGUCUAUAGCGAGUGAAAAUCUUAGUGAACAAGAUAUAUGGGAACAAUUUUGCAUACCAUCCCCACCCUCGUCGCCUGUUACAUCACGAUCUACCUCCCCCUCUAUGUGUCUCUCUUGUUCUCCGGGUGGAUCGCUCGAGGAUUUGGAUUUUGUUGAUAAGGAAAGCUGCGAGACUGUAAAUCCCGAGGAAAAUAAGGAAUGUUCUGAAGUAAUUCUGAGACAAGGGAGAGAAAAAGAUGAAAGAGAUUUGUCGAUACUGAAAAGUCGUAGAGAAGCAACUUUUAUGAUCGACGAUAUUCCAGAGACUUACAUCGGAAGUGAUUCAGAGGAUGAUAGAAUGGUGACAGUGAUUGAUGAAGUACCCCCUCAUGAGCUGUUGGAUUCUGAGAACAUCGAACAAGAACCUGUGAAAAUGCGAGUUAAAAAGGACCAGUCACAUCGCGAUUCUGGUAGGUGUGACAAGCUGUUAGCAGAAUUUAGUGAUAUGUUGUUAGGUAUAUUGAACAGCAGCGUAUGGAUUUGUUACCCAGUGGCUUUCAAUUGAAUGGUCACGCACCUGGGUGUCAUCUUCACAUUUAGCCCUUUAAACCCUUCACAUCUGACAUCAGUAUGCGUAUUCUCCGUACUAUUCUUAAUAGAUUUCCUAAGGUGCUGAAAAGGAGAAUUUGUUCAGUAAUCAAGACUUUUUAUUAGUAGAUGAUCAUUUCCCUUAUUCUUGUGACCGUGGUGAGUUAUUCAUAGAUGAUAUUGUAAGGAGAAAUUAGAUGUUAGUCACUCUUCGGGGUCAAAGGUUAAAAGUUAACCACCUUUAACAAAAGGAACCUGAAAGCCCUGCAUAGUAGCCAUUAUUCGAUUGGUCAAACUCUAAGGUCUUAUAUACUGACAUUAGAGCUGAAAUCACAUUAUGCUAGUUUGUUUGUGGAUGUUUUGUUCUGUUCUAAGAUAUAUUUACCUUCAAACUAUAGAUACUGAAUCAAUUGCUUCUCUACAACCAAAUUAUGCCUUUUUGGUCACAAAGAAGUUACGGCAGCGAGGGAUAAGCUUAAUUGUGGGAUCUUCCAGUUCAGGUGAGAAUAAAGUACAGUGUUUUAAUUUAACGAAAGUGAAAUAUUGUAUAUGAUAAUGUAAUAUCCGAGAAUUUUACCAAAUAAUUUCCUUUCCAAUGUUUUUCUUGAUUGUAAAAUUUCAGUUUUCAGUUUUAAAGUAUUUCCAAAAACUGAUUGCAUUUGAGUUAGGCGAUUAGCUUGGAUAGUUAAGGUAGCUAUUUCAAUCUUAAUUAAUAACUGACCCUCCUUAGACUAGCUAUAGCUAUUUGCGGGUCAGCCAAUCUAAUACUGAACAUCUGAAAAAUUGAAUAAAUAUUAUUUAGUGUGAGGUAUUUCUGAGCAACGACUCGUCGUGUGUGUGUGUUAAGUGUUUACUUGCAGACAAAUAAUUUAGUUUUGUUAUGCAGUGUGGUGACAAUUCUCAAAAGUAUCUCCUACUGGAUUUAAUUACAAUCAAAUAACUAUAUUUUGUAACGAAAAUUGAGCUGAACUUUUUAUUCUUGUAGCUCUCUGGAUACCUGUGCGCACUGUAAUCUACUAAACUCAUUGUGUGUCACUGGGUAUUCAGAAUAGAUUUCUAACUGUAUAUUUCUUUACAUUCUAUCCACAGAAGAUGAAAACGAUGACGAUAAAGGUAAAUUAAUUAAAUUCUUACGCGCGUGAUUCUAAUUUGGAGAUAGUGAAAUUAUAUUUUUAAUUAAUUGUUCUUUUCUUUCAGAUAUGGGACCUCUUUCAAGGCUGUCACGAAGGUUCGGAAACGUAAUUGAUUGUGCAGGUUUAUAGAAGAGGCUAUCUAUCAACAUACUGCUACGAAUUUUACCCUCAUGUAUUGCAAAAAUUAUAUCGUUGCGAAUGAGGAGAACUUAACAACUUCAUAAUGCAAUUUGUUCCUUUUUACAGACGUCUGGACAAAGAAUUCUUACAAUUUGAAAGCGAAGGGACAGAACAGGGUACCCAAACUUCUUGUGUUUAUCUCCUGGUUUAUCAUUAAACAGUUCUUUGAAGAAAGGUCGACCUUCCUCUCUUGGAUCGACAUCUUUUUCAGCUAUUUGGUUUUUAAAAGUUAUUGUUGUUUUGUUUACUUCUUUAGAGAUUCGACCGUAUUCUACAUUUGUCCCAAGAAAACAAGUUGGAAUCACCUUAAGUAGAGAGUUAGUGUCGACAUUCGAUAUUGUUCAAUUGAUAGUUACUUAAAGUGUUUUAAGAGUGAAACGUCACUCACAUAUUUUAUUCCCUGUCAUUGUAUGGUGGAAACAUAGUACGGCUGAAUAUUCCAUGUCGCAACCUAUAUGAAGCGUGGGAAAUUCCAGCUUCUACAUAGUCUCGCCCUCAGAACGGAAAAAUCCUUUAAGAACCUUCUAUAACGGCUGUUCGCAAAAUUCAAAGGAGAGUUUCCCUACAUCUACUUAAUUUGGGUGGGGUUUGCAUUUCCGUUUUUGUUGAUCGUUUUAUAUAGUAGUGUGAAUUCCUUUUUAGGGUUCAAAACUUUGUUCCUCGCACGUCCACAAGAAACGAACUACUCCGAGACUACUCGUCGCCUUCCGACAAGCCUUCGCCGAUGAUUCGCUCAAACACGCUCACUACUUUUGAAAAGUUGGGAGACUGGAGGUUAGUUUUACAAGAUCACGUGAAAAUCAUGUAUACUUCCCGUCAAAAUCACGUGCCACAUUGGUCUGUCUACAUCUCGUGUUUUGUGAUUUAUGUUUUGCAGUUCAACAGAGAAUGCUCCACCCAUCAAUCAACGUCGAACUCUUCAGCUGAGCAAAGACAGUUCAGCAGGAUUUGGUUUCACUCUGCAGGUAUUUAAAAGUGGAGGGGAACCUGGGACAGAAGGGAGGUCUUGUACAUGCGUACUCGUCGUGCGGUUUUUCAGUGAUAUUAACUUCACAUGGAUAUCCAUCGCGGGUAGUUUUUCCGUCCCCCCCCCCAAAAAAAAAAAAAAAACACCGAGGGCUUAAAAAUUCACGCAGCACUAGUUUUAGUAUAAAAUUUACACGCAUCUUAAUAGGAAGCAGACUCGUAUGUACGUAGUGCGAACCAUUUUUUUUUUUCGUCUAUAGACGUACGGAAUUGUCCAGCAAUCAGGUGACGUGGAUUACAUGACUUUUGUUCUCAGUGUAGAGGAAGAUGGACCAGCCUACAUGGCAGGACUCAGACCAGGUGAGCCAAUAUGACACAUGCUUUUUACUCUACAUUCUCCCUGAGCAGAUUUUGAUAUACAAAUCCAGGGUUUUAGUCACAGUGCGAAAACAAAAAAAAAAGCCUAAAAACCCUUGCAAUCCGAGAUUACUAGCGUAAAACUCAGCUGAAAAUAGCUCUCUAAGUCGUUUUUUUUAAUGCCUUCCUUUCUUUCUUCUUUCCCGCUCACCUGUUUGAACUUGUUUCAUUUUUUUUUUACUGAUUGACAGGAGAUCUCAUUCUGGAAGUUGAUGGUGAAAGCGUGGAGAAGGUGGACCACAAGGAAGUGGUGGCACGUAUUCACCAAGCUUCUAAAUCAGUCAGGUAGUGACACGUGUAGUGUGCGUGAUUCGCACGUGCUGUGUGGUACACGCGACCAGUACGAUAGAUUGACGUGCAAACACUCUCUACGUAAUCAAUACAUUGUUCAGAAGAUAGACGCUAAAGUCGCUGAGAUGGUCAGCUGGGGGAGACUUUCUUAAGGUGGUACUCAGUGUUAUCACAACAAACGUGUAUUGAAAGUGUAUCUAAAAACCCGGCGAGUAUAGACGAGGAUAAACACCAAAGAGUGGAUGGCUUAUAUAAAGAUUCUCCAUGACUCGCUUUGACGAAGGAAGUUCUUAGAAAUUAAUUAAUUUCCUGUUGUCUUGAACUAAAUUUUUUAGAUUGGUGGCAGUAUUUGUAGAUGCUCUUCGAAGAAUGAAGAUGAAUACCAGACUAAAAUUACUCCAGGUUUGUACCUAUUACACUCUCAGUUAACCUUCGUCUUUAUUUGUACCCUUUUGAAAAAUAUUUUUCGUUUUAUCUCUAUAUCUUUCGCUUUCAUGACCCUUCCGCCACAAGAUCAUCGCAAUUUAUUUUUGUCAAAGCUUCCUUCAUCGUUCUUUCCUUUCCUUCUUCUUGGCGUUGUUUCCCCUAAUUUUGGUUUGGUAAACAUCAAUCCCUAUUAAGAGGAGCACGGGCCGUCUAAUUGCAAAGAAUGAUGCCAUGAAAGAUUUGGAGAAAAAGAUUUCACCACCAACAGUAGUUAUGAAAACACGUUCAUGUACGGACCCUCCAAACGUUAUUCCAAGUCAAAGAAAUGUUGAACAAUAAAACUUAAAAAUUCCCCACCCUCCCCUUCCUUGGAUAUUCUCCUUACGUGUUUGACCUUCCCGCUUAUUGAAGGAUCUUCUUAUAUUCGAAACAGGCUGAACUGGCAGACAAGGAACUCUUAUUCCAAGAAUUGUGUAAGAGAGAAGAUGAAAUACUCCAAGGUUUGUAUUGACGAGGAAGUGGUCUCUCCUAACGUGGUCGAUACGAUAUCAAGUGAACAAGUGUUUAGAAUAAAGAAAAACAUAAACUAGGGAAUAUCAAUUGAUUAAGGGAAAAAUUCUUCUUCCUUUGCCUCAACAGGAAAGGGAAUUUCCUCCUCAGAGAUGUCUUCACUGGAUCUACCUCGAGAGAGAACGAAUUCUUUUCUGUAUACCCAAGAAUUAACCAGUACUUUCAGUAAACAAUCGCCAAAUGUUCACGACAGCGUUUUACAAUAUCGCCAAGCUUUACACGACAAAGAGGCUCGUCGAAGUUCUUUGCCAGAUGGAGUUGAGCUUGGAAAACAGCGAAUUACUGCGACCACUGGUUCUGAAAUGUUAAAAAAGUUUUCCUCUCCAGAUCUAAGCGCGCAGCGGCGCAAACCAAUCAGUGCUAAACUGAUAAAAAGUUUCCGCAAGAAAAAGCCGUCAGUGGAAAGUUUUAAGUCAUACUUGGAACUCGAUUUGGACGCUGAGAAUCCUGGGAAAGAGGAGGAAACUGGAAGUGAUACACCUGGUCCCGAUGUUUUUGAGCCAGCGUUGACCACCGCUGAAGUGACAGCUACGGCAGUGUUAGACGAACCCAGGACUUUAGAACGAGAAGCUCCAGUGACAAGCAAUUUUACUCCUUUAGAAGAAAACCCAAAGCUAAGUUCUCUUAUACGAAGCAACAGUGAGCAGAACAGUUCUACCCUCUACAAGGAGUUUUCGGAAAAUCCUGAUGUGUCAAACCAAGAUCGAAUUGCACCAGGAAUAGCCCAGAUGAAGAAACGGUUCGAAAAAUCCUCGUCGUCAAAAACGUUACCGACAAAGUCUCCCAAGCCAGCGCAGGACGAACGGAAUGGAAACACUCUUGGCUCUAAUGCUCUCCGAAUGGCGGAAUUUCAUGAACUCAACCAGAGACAAACUCCUUCCUCCUAACGACAGGAAAAGUAACUUGAAAUAGAGACGAGAGAUGAAUUAAGGCAUAGUUAUCACGUGUCUUUGUGCACCUCCCCCUGAUAAGUCUUAAGUCAGAAUGAUGUUAUUGAGCAAACAAUUUGAUCCCUGAGGAAAGGUGGAUUUGGGUGCAUCAAAAUUCUUUAUGUUCACUCAUGAGGAACGUAUCGUAAGAUUAAAAAGCCCUGCGAGCAUCAAGGUGCCUAACCCACUCUAUCUCUCCCCGCUCCGCUCUUCUACGCAGAAGGUUCGGCGGGUGGGCGUUGCAAGGCCAAUUAGCCGCUUUACACAAAGAGCGAAGGCUCGUGUUGGAACGCAAAUGUAAGCAAACUGAAAGUCGCCGGAAUAGUUACUGUAGUAUCUACAAUUUGCGUAAAGCCUCAGGGCUAGAUGAGAACUCUAAGCAAUUAACAAAUGUUUGGAGAAUUACAAUUUUUUUAAUUAAGUACCGUACUCAGAGAACUUGCAAAUGCAACGGAAUAACAAUUUCCUUACAGCAAUAGGGAAAGCUUUGAAUUGAUUCACCUACAAGUUAGUAGUCUCCUCGGAAUGACAGGUUUUGUGAUAAAAAUAAUUAAAGAAUGGAUGAUUUGAAAUUGGAUAUUGUUCUCAUGAGAAAUGUUAAAAACUUGCCAUCGGGAUUCAUGUUCUCGUAACUGAAAAAAAAAAGUUGCCAAUUCGCUUUGUUUUUUGCAAAGUAAGACAAAGAAUUGUUUACGGUUUAUGAUGCAAAUGCACUGCUAUUGUUCUUCUCG